ACCCUCGUUUAUGGAAAAAACCAUCCUCGCUGGUGAGAGGCUGGGGUUUGCACCAAAUUCGCAUCAAUCGCAAGCUGCUCUCUUCUCGACACAAGUGUGAUGCGAAUUGUGGAGAAGAUCUGACUCUUAGACUUCCCUUUCCGAUGUCUUUCUUCUUCCAUGGGCACACGGCACCGAGGUAAAUCCAAAAGAAUGAAUCAAUUGUGAUUUGAUGGGCAUUUCAUCUGUAUCACGCCACCAUUCACCACGGGAAGGAGGGGUUCGUUCGUUUGUAUCGACUUGAAUUGAAUAGCAAAUGCAGGUGCUUGUCUUUGCGUCACCGCACCGACAUGAUCGAGGGAAGGGAAGUAUGGAGUAGAUUCUGGGGAGUUCGUUGCCGAGACCUUCUCGGAGCAGACCGCCUUUUCGGGGUAGAAUCCUGGAAGCUUUUGGUUGGAUCCGUAUCGCUCGCCAUAGGGCUGGCUGCCUCCUCUUGUUUGUCUCUACUUCUGAAGAACGAGCACCUAAAGUACCCUUUUCGUGCAGGCAAUUGUCGCUGGAACUGUGUCUGUCAUGGUGCAGGAGAUGCCAACACAAGGUGUAUGGCUAGACCUCACAAGCUGCAUUCAAUUAUGUGGAAUCGUUUGACUGUGGAAGCUGUCGGACUGUUCUCGACGUGAUCAACGGUCCCUGGAAUUGUAGAUCCCUCCA
Molecule: messenger RNA, 690 nt
Organism: Aaosphaeria arxii CBS 175.79
Lineage: Eukaryota; Fungi; Ascomycota; Dothideomycetes; Pleosporales
Exons: 1
Coding region: 330-659 (109 amino acids)
Source: RefSeq, a predicted model, not a curated record